AUGCGCUGCCUCCGCCGCGCGGGCGCGGCCGCCCACCUGCUCCGCUCCGCGACGACCGGCCCCGCCAAGCACGCUCGCACGGCCCUCGAGCAGAUGCCUCCGCCGCCUGCCGCCUUCCCAUGUCGCGCGCGCGCCCACCACCUGCUCGGAGGAAUGCGCGGCCAGUGGCUCUGCACGGCGACGGGGUCCACCGGCGCCCCCGACCUCGCCGUGGACCAGCACUUCACCGUGGUGCCUGGCCUAGGCCCCGAUGUCUCCGAGGUGGCGGGGCUCACCGGCGCCCACGAUCUUGCCGUGGACCAGGACUUCACAGUGGUGCCCGGCCCAGGCCUCGAUGUCUCCAAGGAGGCGGAGAGGGUCUGCCGCGUGCUGUCCACCGUGCCGGAGCCGAGGGUUGCGUCAGCCCUCGACGCGCUCGGGGCCUCUGUGUCGCCUCAGCUCGUGGCGGAGGUGCUCAAGAACCUGAGCAACGCUGGCAUCCUCGCCCUCGCCUUCUUCCGGUGGGCGGAGAGGCAGCAAGGCUUCAUGUACACGGCGGAGAGCUUCCACAACCUCAUCGAAGCGCUCGGCAAGAUCAAGCAGUUCAGGCUGGUCUGGAGCCUGGUGGAGGCCAUGCGGUGCCGCGGCUUGCUUUCCAAGGACACGUUCAGGCUCAUCGUCAGGAGGUACGCCAGGGCAAGGAAGGUCAAGGAAGCUGUCGAGACUUUUGAGAAGAUGGCCGGCUUCGGGCUCAAAGCAGACUUAUCAGAUUACAAUUGGUUGAUCGACGUGCUGAGCAAAUCCAAGCAAGUCAAGAAGGCGCAAGCCAUCUUCAAGGAGAUGAAGAGGAACGGAAAGUUUGUUCCCGAUUUGAAGACCUACACUGUCCUCAUGGAAGGCUGGGGCCAUGAGAAGGACUUGCUGAUGCUUAAGUCGGUGUACCAAGAAAUGCUUGAUGCAGGCCUGAAGCCUGAUGUCGUGGCAUACGGGAUGCUCAUUAGUUCCUUUUGCAAGUCUGGCAAAUGUGAUGAGGCCAUCAAGGUGUUCUGUGAGAUGGAAGCCAAUGGUUGCAUGCCAAGCCCUCAUGUGUAUUGCAUGCUUAUCAAUGGGCUUGGCUCAGAGGAGAGGCUGGAUGAGGCUUUGAAGUAUUUUGAGCUUUCUAAGGCCAGUGGGUUUCCCAUGGAGGUACCUACAUGUAAUGCAGUUGUUGGGGCUUACUGCAGAGCCUCAAAAUUCCAGCAUGCCUUCAAGAUGGUCGAUGAGAUGAGAAAGAGUGGAAUCGGUCCAAAUUCCCGGACUUAUGAUAUUAUUCUUCACCAUCUUAUAAAGUCUCAGAAGAUAGAAGAGGCUUAUAAUGUGUUCCAGGGAAUGGGCAAGGAUGGCUGUGAACCUCAGCUCAACACAUAUACAAUGAUGGUUAGUAUGUUCUGCAGUAAUGAAAGGGUUGAUGUGGCCUUGAAGGUGUGGAACCAAAUGAAGGAGAAGGGUGUUCUGCCAUGUAUGCACAUGUUUUCUGCAUUGAUCAACGGGUUAUGCUUUGAGAACAGGCUGGAAGAAGCUUGCGUAUAUUUCCAGGAGAUGUUGGACAAAGGGAUCAGGCCACCUGGUCAGCUUUUCAGUAAUUUAAAGGAAGCUCUUAUUGAGGGAGGAAGAAUUAGUCUGGCACAGGAGAUGGCUUUGAAGUUGGAUGGAUUACGGAAAACACCUAUGCGUCGUUGA
Molecule: messenger RNA, 1698 nt
Organism: Triticum turgidum subsp. durum (durum wheat)
Lineage: Eukaryota; Viridiplantae; Streptophyta; Magnoliopsida; Poales; Poaceae
Source: the annotation of a GenBank genome assembly